Messenger RNA from Prorocentrum cordatum, 956 nucleotides. The record is from the annotation of a GenBank genome assembly. NCBI's taxonomy places the organism in Eukaryota, Dinophyceae, Prorocentrales, Prorocentraceae.
GAAAAUUGAGAGCACAUCAGUGUCUUGGAAUGCCAGGGCGUUUUGAUGAUAAUUCGAUGGCGUGCUCGAUCGGUCGCGCGCCGCGAUUCUGUCUCGACUCCAUGGUCAACACUGGUGCGCUUUCCAAUCGCCGGUCUGGUCACAGGCAGCUCAGGAAGGUGGUGCGCAUCUUCUCGGCUUGGGAGCUGACCACAGGCGCGAGGGCAGCGUUCGGUUUCGCCAGCUCGCCCCAGCCCAGCCGAUGCUCCGUCUCGCUUGACAGAUGGGUAAGUGCACAGGGCCAUCAGACCGACGCGCCACCAGAGCUGGCCUAGAACGGUUGGGUGAUGCUAGAAUCGGCGCCAGGACGUCGGCGCGAUACCUCACAGCAGGUCACCAGUUCGUUGCCUACGCCGCCGCUGCCCACAUGCCCCUGCCUGCCGUUUGAGACGACAUGGACCUGACCCCUCAAGAGUACACUGAGUUUCUGCCGGCGCAAGGCGCCGCGAAGGGCAUGGCCAGCGACGUACUCAGUGGCAUCCAGCACCUUCUCAAGACGAAGAGGCAGAUGCCUGGAGCCUGGCGCCUGCCUCAGUUCAGUGUCUGGGGCCGCCUCGAGGUGCCCAGCCGCGCGCCGCCUAUGCCUCCGCUCGCGUGCACGGCGCUCCCAGGCCGGGGCUUGGCCGCAACAGAGCUGGCGUUCGCGUCAGUCGUGAUCGCCGCCUUUCAUUUGUGCUUGCGAACUGGCGAGGCCCUCAACCUUUGCGGGGACCUCAUCUCCUUGCGCCCAGACAGGCGCGGUGUCGUCAGCCCCCCCAUGGACGAAGACAUCGUGUCAAAAAGGGGCCUGUGAGAAUGUCGCACUCGAUGGCCCCAUACGUAGGGGCCCUUGCCCACUGGCAGCUCAGUCAAAGUGUCUCUGGUCAGCUGUGGCACUUCUCGACCCGUGCGUUUCAUUUGUUUGUCCGCAGAGCUUG